Messenger RNA from Funneliformis geosporum, 352 nucleotides. The record is from the annotation of a GenBank genome assembly. NCBI's taxonomy places the organism in Eukaryota, Fungi, Glomeromycota, Glomeromycetes, Glomerales, Glomeraceae.
CGCCCAAAUGUUGGAAGACGCAAAAAUUUACUUCAAUGACGGUAUCCUGAGCGUAAAGAAUUGUUUAAGCAUUGCAAUUGAAUCAUCGUCUGCAGAUGACUCAAGGUUCCCAAUUACCUCAAUGCACGGGCAAAACGAGCCACUUGAUGUCAAAGAAGCGUACCAGACAUUGGCUCUGGACGUUAAUAGGGAAAUUAAUAGAAUUCGACAAAAUAGCCCACAACAUGAGCCCGUUGACAAUAGAAAAUGUCUAGACGCCAUUUUGGAUAAUUCCGAGAGCGAGUCAAGUUGGGAUCAAGAGCUCUACGGAGAAAGUGCUCUGGAUUGGUAUAUAGAUCCCUUUCAAAAUUGA